Molecule: messenger RNA, 2136 nt
Organism: Exophiala viscosa
Lineage: Eukaryota; Fungi; Ascomycota; Eurotiomycetes; Chaetothyriales; Herpotrichiellaceae
Exons: 1
Coding region: 179-2062 (627 amino acids)
Biological process (GO): positive regulation of transcription by RNA polymerase II
Cellular component (GO): nucleus
Molecular function (GO): DNA-binding transcription factor activity; transcription cis-regulatory region binding
Source: RefSeq, a predicted model, not a curated record
AUUACAUUACGUCUGUCUGCACAAGAUGCGAAAAGAAUGGCGAAACGUGCAUUCGAGCAGCCGGCCGCAUCAAGUUCAGGCACGGCUCUAGUGCGCGAUAUGACACGAAAGGCUUCCCUGCCAGUCAGACCUGGCUGCAGCCGGAUGAAUCAUUCGGUGGCUUGCCCAGACACUUUGCAUGCCUGGAUUUGAUGUUCUGACUCACGUUAUAGCAAAUUUGAGAUACAUCGACGAAACUGCAGAGGUAGCAGCCGUCUAUGCCCAAGACGAAUAUGGAGGUGACAUAGAUGAAGAGCAAGAGCAACAGCAACAGCAAGAAUGGGUCUCUGAACCAAACCCAAUAACCGAGCCUCGAACGGAGGUGGACGAUAUCUCAGGUUCUGAUGGUUCAAAUGAGGACUUUCAGCCUCAACCAACAUCUGAACAUGCUGCUCAACAGGCUAGCUUUCAGGUCGAAUCCACGAUGGAUCCCGAAGAUUUACACGAUGAUGGGCCCCCGGCCGAGUUCACCCAUGUCUCGGCGGCUUCAUUCGACACUGCUGGACCACUUUCCACCCACAGCACGGGUUUUGGAGGAGACAUACUAUGGCAAUCACCCACGGCAAAUCGCCGCGUAUCUAAAGAGACACCUCAGUCUCAAGGUGGGCUCUUCUGGGGUUCUCAAAUCAUAUCAUCUCCCAGCUCAAGCGCCAUCGGGACCUCCUUCGCCGGCAGCCUCGUCAAGUCUCCAUCCAACCUGACCUUUCAAUCCACAGAAUCCAAACUGGAAGUGGUGCUGUUGAGAUAUUUCAUCGACGUACUGGGAUGUUGGUUCGAUAUCUGUGAUCCUGAAAGGCAUUUCGCCGGCAUUGUACCCCAUCGUGCACGUUGGUGUCCGCCAUUAAAGAACGCCAUUAUGGCAGCGUCCGCGCGGCACUUGACUAGUGUACAAAAGUCCAGUGCUGACCAUGUCUACUUCUACGACGGCGAAGUCGUGCCGGAUCUCAACGACGAAACCGCCCUGCACUACCAUAGCGAAUGCAUCAAAGACCUGCUCAAACGGAGUAUGAGCCCGGAGCAGACGCACGAUGCUAGCCUACUGGCUGCAGUCAUCAUAUUGCGUUUCUACGAAGAGAUUGACGCUCCUUUGCGAGAGGAGGAUCGUGACAGUGAACUCUUUCUACGUGUCAUGAACGUCUUCAUCGACGCCCAGAUACCCUCCGUGCCACUUGUCCCGCACAGCUCCCCAGUGAUCACGGGUCCGAAGGUGGGAUCGGCAGAUCAAAUCGAUACGAUGAGAUCUCCCCAGGCGAUGCAAUCGUCCACCAGUGCAUCGGAUCCUUCGACGUGGCGUGCUGAUGGACUAUGCCAGGCUGCGUUCUGGGUGGCCUUCCGGCAGGAGAUCCACAGUGCUUUCCUGAAACAGCGAGCAUUCAACCUAGCGCUGUCACGGUGCGAGGCCUUCCGGAGCUUCUCGCCCGCAGAAGACGCCGUCUGGGCUGACCGGCUCAUCAUCUUCUGCGCGGACGUGCUUGAAUUCUGCUACGGAAACUCUACGAACCACUCUUCGCGGCAGCACGAGUCGUCCUCAAUAUCCAAGGAGCGAUGGCUCAGCCUGAAACAGUACGAACAAAUGUGGAGCGAAGUCCUGCCCGCCAGCUUUGAGCCUAUCUACUUCCGCGAUCCAGAUCGCGCCAAGGGCGAAGUGUUCCCCCAAAUCUGCUACAUGGCCGACUGCCACGUCGCUGGUGUGCAACACGUGGAGCUCGCGCGCAUCCUUCUCGCUGUCUAUGACCCGACUGCGCCCAAACUGGGGCCGGGGUAUCUCGCCAGAAUGCGCAAAUUGACUACGGAACUGAAAAGCGCGGUGUUACGUCUAUGUGGCAUCGCCGAGAGUAAUCGCAAAUGUCCGCCUGCAAAGGUCACGGCAUUCUUGGGGGUCGCCAUGUGUGGAGACCGGUUUGAGGAUCCGCUUGAACAGCAGGCUUUGCUUGGAAUGUUGGACGAGUUGGAGACGGGGAACGCCUGGCCUGCAGGAAAUUUAAGGCAGACAUUGAGGGAGGCUUGGGGUCAAGUUUCAUGAUACAGGUCGUAUACGAAAGAAUGACUGUACAGUAUCGCUGCAUAAAUAUCAUGCGAAGGAUGCAGCUUCAAUUC